This is a messenger RNA of Danaus chrysippus (African queen), 201 nucleotides long. The record is from the annotation of a GenBank genome assembly. Lineage: Eukaryota; Metazoa; Arthropoda; Insecta; Lepidoptera; Nymphalidae.
AUGUUAUUUUCAGAUCACGCUUCAGCCCUUGUGGGUAACACGGCGAGGUUGAGAUGUCGCAUCGACGCUAGAUCAUGUGGAGAGAUGCACAGCAUCAAAUGGUACAAGUCUGACGUCAGGGUGUAUGUUUACUCUGGCUCCAAGGAUGCUGCUAUAGACAGACCAGAGGGAGAGAUGAUGGACAGGUUUCCAUUAUACUGA